AUGAAGCUGGCGCGGGCCCUUGCGGUCGGCGCCGCCGUCCUGGCCGUGGCGCCCUCGUGGGCCGCGGCCGGCCGUCUGAAGGGGGAGAGGACGUCCCGGCUGCCGCACUCGGGGCAGCUCCUGAGCGGCGGAGUCGUUCUGCGGCGCCGCGGGGACGGCGCGGCGGCUGCCGCGCGGCGGGCCCUGGAUGAUGCUCCAGAGGUGCACUGGAGCCGGGCACUCCUCGACACAGGUGCCGUGGCGAUGGGGGUAACGCUUGCCACGGUCGGGCUCAUCGUCUUCUGCGCCAUGAGCGGGCAGAAGGCGUCGGCCCAGCAGCCGUCCGACGCCGACGACACCGGGGGCGCCCUGGCGGUCGGCGAGGCAGGCGAGGGCAGCAGCAGCACUCUGGCAGUCAGAGAGGUCGAGAAGGAAGCGGCGAAGAAGUUCAAUUACGAGGAUCUGCUUCGAGCCAUGAUGAUGUGUGCCGUGCACGCGGCGGGGCCGAAGGUGACAAAGGGGAUGAAGGCCAAGAGGGCCCUGGAGUCAAGGGUCGCCGCCAUGGGCUUCAAGGCAAGGAAGUUCAUGGUCGCUGAGUUCAAGAGCAUCGCAGGGACUGUGCUUAAAGAGCUUCAGGCCGAGGAGGCGAUGCUUCUGCUGGACUGGGAUCAGGCGGUGAAGAACAGCUACCCCUCGAUUUCAGUCUUGAUGGCGGGUACUGCCUCGCCAGUCGUGUUGGCCAUCAGCUUCUACUUCCACAUGAUUCAGAUCAUCGUCAUGUUCGUCCCCCUCGUCUUCCUCUCCGCGUGGGCCAUCUACGCCGACCGGAACUCGGUGUGCGCAAUCCCGACCAUCUACUUCUGGAUCGUCAGCCAGGCCGUUCUCUGCUUUGUGCUCAUCUUCGCGCACGGGGUCUCCGCCUACAGUGUGCAGAAGGGGGGCCGCGAGCUGCUGCAGAAGGCCGCGGCCUCGCAGAAGGCGGUCCAGCAGGUCCGCCGCAACGAGGGCGAGCUGACUGCCUCAGAUCUGCAGCGCGCCUUCAUCCACAACUCCACCCUCCUGCAGCACGGCCUGGUGGUCGAGGACCGGUUGCGACGGUCUGCCGCCUUCACGGUCGUGGGCAUGGGCACCUUCCUGUGGAUCAUCCUGACUUUGUGGACGUUCGUGCUCACCGUCGGCUGGACCGUCUUCCCAGGCAUGGUCGCCUUCCACCCGAAGGCCGCCGGCGUGGCGCCCGCGGACGAGUUCUGCAGCGCCCUGGCCACGGUCUUCACCGCGCGCCUCUCGUGCGUCCUGGCCUUCCUCUUCAUCCUGAUCAACCUGAUCCACUGCUGCAGUUCGUUAGCUUCCGGCUCGUGGACAACCGCGGGUACCGCCACGCGAUGCUGA
This is a messenger RNA of Prorocentrum cordatum, 1368 nucleotides long. The record is from the annotation of a GenBank genome assembly. Lineage: Eukaryota; Dinophyceae; Prorocentrales; Prorocentraceae.